ACCCUCGCAGGCGCGUCGACGAAUUCAAGUUUCACCUUCGUGCCAGGGUUGGUUCGGAAGGUCAACACGGGCUUGCUCCCGAAUCAAUACGCCAACCCACCGCGUGGCUUGCGGUAUAAAACUCCCGCGCUCGCGUAAUUGGAAAAGCUAAUUUUGAUCGCCUCGAUAACGCGUCGAGUACUCGUGUAUCAUCCGUCAAGCUGUUGGCAGUACGCGUUCACUCUUUUUCCGAUCAGGCUGCUGGUUCAGGCGCAAACGAGAUGCUGAAGAAAGCGCUGUCCAAAUCUGGCCUCAGGAUAUUAAGGGCAAUAAAGAAGCUUUCAACGAAGAGCAGAUUGGCGAAGAAGUCGCAGUCGGGUGCCACGUCUAAACUGUCAUUGGGAUCUGCAAAUUCGAGGCCUUCAAUGCUACCAGAACACGAGGCGAUUUCGUUAUCUUGGUCACUCGCGUCGUUGGAUACAAAGAGCGUUGACACUUACCUAACGAUGGUCAGUGAAAAUUUUCUGGAAAGCCCAGAAAACUACAGCAGAAGGAAACGCUGUUGCUGUUGUGCCGAGUAUGAAGAAAAUCUGAGGAACGAAAACAGGGAGAAUGAGAUGUUUGUGUAACCUGCGGUGAUCAUCCGCACUUACAGAUACAAGAGAGAUUUUUGAAUGAAGAAAGAUAAGCUCAACUGUGAAAGCUUCGCAAUAAAUUUCUGUUGUCCUCGCUCCCGCUAGUUAUUAUUUCCUAACAAUAUUCGGAAACGGUCGAUAUCUACGUUGACGUAUAUAUUUCCAAACAUCGAAUUUCACGUAUCUCAAACGCGAAAAAGAGUUUAACAGCCCCAUUUCAUGUACAAUUCUGAACAAAAAAACCCCAAUACAUUUUCAUUUUACGCAGAAA
Neodiprion fabricii is the source of this 885-nucleotide messenger RNA. RefSeq lists its product as uncharacterized. Lineage: Eukaryota; Metazoa; Arthropoda; Insecta; Hymenoptera; Diprionidae. The record is from RefSeq and is a predicted model, not a curated record. The transcript is spliced from 2 exons. The coding region runs from base 261 to 608 and encodes 115 amino acids.